AUGAAGAGCUUCAGCCUUCUCGCAUUGGGUCAAGCUCUGCUUGCAGUAGCCACUCCUCAUGGCUCUGAGCUCCCUGUUCGCCAACAAGGCAAUAGCUUCGCAGGCGUAAACUCCUUCUUCCUCCAUGCUUUCAAGCGGCAGGAUAGAUUGGACGUCCUGGACGCCAUCCAGGAUGCACAUCUCAAGGUCCUACGAAUCUUCAUUUCACCAACUGGCCAGAACUUCAAGAAUACUGGCUCAAUUGCAAUGCCUGACAUUGAGCCCCAAACCGUGGGAGUCUGGGACGAUACCCAGCUCAGAGCCAUAGAUCAACUCAUGGUAGAAGCUCAAGCCAGAGGCAUUAAGCUCACCAUCGCCAUCCAUGAUCGCUACCAGCUCGGCUGCUGGGGAAGCGAUGCCUACGUGUCAAAGUACAAGCUGCCUGCAGUAGACUGCAACACUCAGCCGGCUAGUGCCAACAACGUCGAGUUCUGGUACUCGGACAAGAAUUGCAUUUCCGAUUUUCAGAAUCGGAUCCGUCACGUUCUUGAACACAAGAACACACUCAUCAGCGGAAGUCCAGCCUGGAAAGAUCUGAACAGUCACAUCUUCGCGUUCAAUAUCCAGAACGAAGGUCAAGGCCAUUUGAACAACAAUAUUCCACCUCAUCCGUCGUGGUGGUGCGAUCGAGCUGGCUUCAUGCGGGGCAUUAUGGGUAGCAGUAAGGUUCUGAUCUCCACUGGUGGUGGCAAUGAGUUUCCCAACUCAGAUGUUGCAGAGAACUGGGCUUGCAAGGCCUUGGACCUUGUCACCAUCCACUCCUACAUGGGCGUCAACGAAUUCAAGAACAAGGGUCCAGUUGCGCUGCAGCACGCCAAGAGCGCCAACAAGCUCAUGCUCUUUGAGGAGUUCGGUGCUACUGGGAGCAAUGUGUUCAAUGGUCUUGGUGUGCCGUGGAUGCCCUGGCAGAUCAGCAAGCCUGGCAACAAGGCAAAUGAUUAUGAGUUUUGGACUGAUGAGCCUACUUAUGAUGUCGUUGAGGAUGGUUCCAAUGAUGCCCUGGCAAUAGGCGCUGCACAGACCUGGUCUAUCUAG
Molecule: messenger RNA, 1074 nt
Organism: Fusarium oxysporum Fo47
Lineage: Eukaryota; Fungi; Ascomycota; Sordariomycetes; Hypocreales; Nectriaceae
Product: glycoside hydrolase superfamily
Exons: 4
Coding region: 1-1074 (357 amino acids)
Molecular function (GO): hydrolase activity, hydrolyzing O-glycosyl compounds
Source: RefSeq, a predicted model, not a curated record